Myripristis murdjan (pinecone soldierfish) is the source of this 1475-nucleotide messenger RNA. It is a transcript of the gene cyth4b, whose product is annotated as cytohesin 4b. Gene Ontology annotation, biological process: regulation of ARF protein signal transduction. The record is from RefSeq and is a predicted model, not a curated record. The transcript has 13 exons. NCBI's taxonomy places the organism in Eukaryota, Metazoa, Chordata, Actinopteri, Holocentriformes, Holocentridae. The coding region runs from base 74 to 1267 and encodes 397 amino acids. Gene Ontology annotation, molecular function: guanyl-nucleotide exchange factor activity.
GGGACAACUUGAUAUUUCAACUUGACUGCAUACUGAACCGUUUGGGUUAUUGUGGCUUUUUUCUUGGAUAUCAAUGACUGAUUGCCCAAUGGUGUCCCCAGACUUCACGGCGGAUGAGCGGAUGGAGAUCGAAACCAUCAAGAUGUACAAGAAAGACCUUCUGGACGACAUCCAGAGGUUAAAAAUGGAGAUCGAUAGCGUCAUGGCGAACAUACUCAGCUUUGAGUCUGCAGAAGAAAACAAGACCAUGGAGAAGGGCAAGCAGUUCUCCAGUGGGAAGAAGAAAUUCAACAUGGAUCCCAAAAAGGGUAUCAAUUACCUGGUGGACAAUAAGCUGCUGGAGGGAAAAGCCCAGUCCAUCGCCGAAUUUCUCUACAAGGAGGAGGGCCUCAACAAGACAGCCAUUGGAGAAUUCCUUGGAGAGAGGGAGGAGCUGCACCUCCAGACCCUGAAGGCCUUUGUGGAGCUGCACGAGUUCUCCGACCUCAACCUGGUCCAGGCACUCAGACAGUUCCUGUGGAGUUUCCGCCUGCCGGGUGAGGCCCAGAAGAUUGACCGCAUGAUGGAGGCCUUCGCCACACGCUACUGUGACUGCAACACUCACGUCUUCCAGUCAACAGACACCUGCUACAUCUUGUCCUUUGCCAUCAUCAUGCUGAACACCAGCCUCCACAACCCCAACGUGAAGGACAAGACCACCCUGGAGCGCUUCAUCUCCAUGAACAGAGGCAUCAACAAUGGAGGGGAUCUGCCCAAUGAUCUGCUCACGAAACUGUAUGAGAGCAUACGCAACGAGCCAUUCAAAAUCCCAGAGGACGACGGGAACGACCUGACACACACCUUCUUCAACCCUGACCGAGAAGGCUGGCUCCUCAAACUCGGAGGCCGAGUGAAGACGUGGAAGAGGCGAUGGUUCAUUCUGACUGACAACUGCCUGUACUACUUUGAGUUCACCACUGACAAAGAGCCCAGAGGCAUCAUCCCUCUUGAAAACCUGUGUGUCAGAGAAGUGCCCUAUCCACGGAAACCUUACUGUCUGGAGCUGUACAACCCCAACAGCCGAGGGCAGAAGAUCAAGGCGUGCAAAACAGAGACAGACGGCCGAGUGGUGGAGGGGAAGCACCAGUCCUACACCAUCUGUGCUGCCAGCGCUGAGGAGAGAGACUCCUGGAUCGAGGCUAUCAGAGCAAGCAUCACCAAGGAUCCGUUCUACGACCUGGUCUCUGUCCGCAAGAAGAAGGUGAUAAACCAAGCCCCCCAGGACUGAGCGGACUAGCGCCCCCUAUGGAGACAUUCUGGUUACCACAAUGGGCCUCCACCCCCUCCUUUUAGACUGUAUUAAUACAGCCACGUGAACUCUGCCAGGAGACCGGAGGCUAGACAGUAGGAAGUUAACAGAGGUCAUUCGGGAUAAAAGAGGGGCCUCUCUUUCCACUUCUCAUUUUUGGGACUUAACUUCAUGGUGUCAAAGGUGA